GGAUGGCAGUCCCACCAGCAGCCCUGAACCUGAGCACACAGGGGGACGCUGCUCAUGAAUGGGAGUCAGAUUGCAGAAAGAGAAACUGUUUGCUGUCGAGUUCAACUCAGAAGAAAACCUUUAAUUAGAGGAAUCUGAAUCUGUUUUAUGAGCGGGUUUACACAGAGCCUUCCCUUGCAGCACUUUGUGCGACAUGGAAAACAGCUGUGAGACCGGGAGACCCUAGCGAGGAAAGGAGGUAAAAGGGCAACGACGAAGGGAACCAUCUGCGGUUGGUUAACAGAGGGCUCCUUGAUCCUGCAAUGCCAGACGCAGCUAAUGAGGACGCCAUGAGAACGCCAGCGACCCCAGAGAAGGCCAACAACCACGAGCGUCCUGCAGCCACCACGGUGAACAUCCCCCUGGUCAACGAAGUGCAGCUCACGGCGGCCACCGGCGGGGCCGAGCUCUCCUGCUAUCGCUGCACCGUCCCCUUUGGCGUGGUGGUCCUCAUCGCCGGCAUCGUGGUCACGGCCGUGGCUUACAGCUUCAACUCGCACGGAUCCACCAUCUCCUACUUCGGCCUGGUGCUCCUCUCCGCCGGGCUGGUGCUCUUGGCGUCCAGCGUCGUCUGCUGGAAGAUGAAGCUGGAGAGGAAGAAGGAGAGGCGGCGGGAGAGCCAAACCACCCUGGUCGCAAACCAGAGGAGCAUUUUCACUUGAACUAGCAGUUGGACACAUGUCCGGGUUUUUCUGACACUGAAAAGACGUUUAUUUUGGAGAUGGAGUUGGUGAAGCAGCUGCAGACAGAUGUUGUCCAGCCUCUUCGACCGCAGACUCUCAAGGCCCAGAACUUAAAGCUUUUGAAGACAUUUGUAAGGGAUUUAUUUGUCAAACAGACGUUGAACAUCUGGCGAGCUGGGCACGCAGCCAGGAGGAACGUAUCACAAUUAAGAUGAAUUACCACUGUGUAGAGGAAGUCUCCCAUUAAUCUGCCGUUGGAUGUGGCGGCUUUGAUUGUAAAGGGAGGGAUUGUGGUAUGAAAGGCCCGGCAGAGGAGAGGGAAACUGCACAAUCCAGAACAAUGAUUAAUACCUCACUUACUUCAUGUGUUCAUGAAGUGUCAGGGGUUGCCUGUUUUUGGAAGUAUGGUACUCGAUGUGAGGAUUUUCUUUCAAAUCCGCCAAUAUAUUCUGCGAGAUGGCACAUGACAUUAUACCAAGAGAGAAUAUUUAACCUUAAAUACACUUUGAUUUCUGGCUGCAACCAACGAUUUCACUAUCGAUGAAUCUGACGAUUAUUUUCUCGAUUAAUCGUUUGGUCUAUAAAAUGUCAGAAAAUACAAAACAAAUGUCCGUCCCAGUGAAAAGUCUGCUCUUAUCUGUGCAAAACCCAAAAGAUAUUCACUUUUAUAUGAUACAAAACAAAGAAAAGCUCCAUAUUUGAGAGAUUUUCUGCCAUUUUUACUUUAACGAUUAAUCGAUUUAUCAAAAUAGUUGUUGAUUUAUAUCGACUAAAGAUCAUUGCAGCUGUACUUUGAUUAUCAUAAUCAUUAUAUUCAGUAUUAAACAAUAUCUAUUUACCAAUUGAGUAGUUUUGCCUAUUUUGGCAAAGUUGAGACAUCGAAAUGAAUAUUGAGUUGGGCGAUGAUUAAUUAUUGUCCCGUGUACUUCCAUACUGUAAAGAAAGUAUUAAAUGUAGCAUAUGUUUUGUUUUGAUGUAAUCAUUUGCAUGUAUUACCGGGACGUGAUGAGGUUUAAUAAACUCAUUGAUACUCAAACAUGUCAGUUUCACGGUUGCGAGAGAACGAUUUUCACUGGUUAUUAGAACAGAAUGGAUACGGGGUUAUCGGAACAGAUAAUGGAGGAACAGUUCAGCGUUGUGAGAAAUACACGUAUUACGUUUCUUCGCAAGAGUGAGCCGAGAAGAUCGAUACGACUCACGUGCGUGUUGGGCUGGAGUCACGACGAGGUUAGCUACGCUAGUUUUUAUGCUAAGCUAAGCUAACCAAGCUAACCUGACUCCAGCUCUGUACAUGCAUAACACACAGAUUAAUAUCGAUGUUGUUUAUAGAUGAUUAUUUUACUCUGGGAAAGAAAGCGUAUAACAUUAUUUCCCAAUAUGUUGAACUGUUCCUUUUUAAAAAUAUAUAUUUUUAGAAUGAGCGAAAAUCUGGCCGAUGCAUCCAUCUUUUUUUACAGCAUAAAUAUUAUUUUAGGAUUUUUAAAGGAAUAAUUCACCCAUAAAAUGAUCAUUUGUAUAUCAAAUGCUCACCCUGUGUUGACUUCAUGAAACUUUGGUUUUCAUGCCUCUACGGCGAGCAAAGAAUCCAAAAACUGAGAAAAGUCCUGUUGAAUUGUAAAUGAGAGGGGGGGGGGCACGUUUAACAACCGCAAAACUUAUCGUAUGCUUCACUACUUCCCAAACACAUACAUUUCACUAAAACAUUACUAUUUAAAGAGUUUCCACAUAAACGGUACUUGCAAGGACGAGUUGCACGUCGGGGCGAGGACCCGAUAUACAAAGGGACAUUUUUGGGGUGAAAUCUUCCUUUAAGGAUUCCUUGAAUUAGUUUUUUAAAGAAUUGGGACUAAGAUAUGAAAAAUAAACUUGUUAGUGUCCUCAGGUCGAUGAAGGAUGUAAUGACGAUGUUUUCUUAAAUCAACACGAGCACAUCUUCAGCUUUUCCGCACUGAAACGUAUUAUUAUUAUUGUUGGCUGAAUCUGUAAAACGUUUAAUGUUUAUAGAUAAUCUGUCAAUCAGUGACUCGAAGGAAAUGAUUCUUUCUCUCAUGACGUACACGGCUGAGUCUUCAAAUAUACAGUUGAUUACUUAAAAUAAUCAAAUUGAAUGUAGCUUUAAAAUAAAUUAUUUGACAUGUUAUUUCAUUCCAGUUAAAUCAGUUAUGGUAGGUUCAUGAAUAUCAUCACAGCAUGAGUAGUUGAAACUAAAAUACUUAAACAUCACAUGUCAGAACACUUGUAAUAUAAAGUUGUGUUGAUGUGAGUCAUGAAGUGGGGAAGCUUCAUGCUGAUAUCUGUUAGUUACAUGUUUGACCCUGUUCACCUGUAGUGUGUACAACAU
Messenger RNA from Cottoperca gobio, 3063 nucleotides. RefSeq names its product transmembrane protein 100-like. The transcript is spliced from 2 exons. Lineage: Eukaryota; Metazoa; Chordata; Actinopteri; Perciformes; Bovichtidae. The record is from RefSeq and is a predicted model, not a curated record. Gene Ontology annotation, cellular component: plasma membrane. Bases 303 to 701 code for a protein of 132 amino acids. Gene Ontology annotation, biological process: cellular response to BMP stimulus.